CGAUUGAUUACGGAUUACGGAUUCAUUCAUUCAUUGAUUGAUCACGUGUGAAUCAACCACCUUUGAAGAUUCAAACUGCAAAUUGAAAAACUUUUUUUUUUCUUCACCAAACAUGACUCUCACUGAUCAUUGGCCACCACCGACGCAUCGCACUACAGGAAAUCCCCGCCACCAUCAUGAUGAUAUUAAUUUAGCCGAACAAUCAACAAUGAUGAUGAUGAUGGUGGGAAUGGAAUCACCACCACCACCGCCUUUGGACAACGGUGUUAGACAAACACAAACAACAACAACAACAACCGACGAUAGUGAUGAUCAUCAUUGUUUAGAAACAUCAAAACGUUCAUUUUCAGCUUGUACACUUUCAUUAACCGAUUCUGAUCGAUCAUAUUCAUCAACAUCAACAUCAACAACAAAUGAUCAACAAUUCAGUACAGGAUAUUUUGAACGAAAAUCAUAUCGUCCAUUUCGUUCAAAUGAAGAAUAUCUGAUUGCAAUGAAAGAAGAUCUUGCUGAAUGGUUAAAUACAUUGUAUGGAUUGGAUUUAACAUGUGAUAAUUUUCUGCAACGUUUAGAAACCGGUGUUAUACUGUGCCAACAUGCCAAUUCUGUAUUGCGUAAAGCACGUGAAUGGCGUAUGUUAAACGAUGGAAACGCAAACGCUAACGCAACCAACAAUGGUUAUUCUUCAUUACUUUCAUUGCAAUCAUUUAAUUCUGCAACAAAUUCAUCAUCAUCAUCAUCGACUGCCAUGAAUAGUGAUAUUGCCAUCAUCAACGAUCAUCAGCAACAGCAACAUUGGUCAUCGAAUGAUAAUCGUCAAAUGGUACCAAUCAAAUUGAAUGCAUUACCCGGAACAUUUCAAUCACGUGAUAAUGUUGCAAAUUUUAUUGAAUGGUGUCGCCGAAUACAAAUUCAUGAAUGUUUAUUAUUUGAAACAGAAGAUUUGGUUGGUAGGAAAAAUGAAAAAAGUUUCAUACUUUGUUUGUUGGAAGUUGCACGUUAUGGUGCUAAAUUCGGUGUACUUGCACCAACACUUGUCCAAUUUGAACAAGAAAUUGAUCAAGAAAUUGAAAAAGAUCAACAACAACAAAAUAUGGGCCAUUCACAAAUACCAUAUAUGAUACAACAAAAACAUCCAUCCGGAUAUGAUAUUGGUUGUAACAUCGAUGAUGAUGAUGAUGAUACAAUACCAUCACAGCCACAACAGCAGAUAAUCAACAAUGAUCUCGAAUCUUUACACGAAAAGGUUGUAAAUUUAUUAUCACGUUGUACGUGUCCAGUACAAUUUUAUUUGGAACAUUUAUCCGAAGGAAAAUAUCGUAUCGGUGAUACACGUACAUUAAUUUUUGUUCGGAUCUUACGUAAUCAUGUUAUGGUUCGUGUUGGUGGUGGAUGGGAUACAUUGGAACAUUAUCUGGAAAAACAUGAUCCAUGUCGUUGUCGUUUUGGUCAUCAUCGCAAUACAGGUUCCGCACGAGUUUCAUUACCUUAUUCAUCAUCGAAUUUAAAUCACGUGACACCAGUACAUCAGCGGAAUCAGUCGCAGCAGCAGCCGCAAUCAAUUACAAUGCAGGUUACACUUGAUAGACCUGAUUCAUCGAUUCGGUUUGGUGGUAAUCAUCAUCAGUCAUCGCCAAUUGCUGCACGUCGUUUGUUUGUCGGUCAACAACAACAACGAUCAAAGCAUCAUGGUAACAAUGAUCAGCAACAACAUUACCACCAAAAUCCACAUCAUUCAAUGAUAAUGAAUGGACGUCGAUCAUCAAUAUCAUCAAAUGAAUCGCAUCAAACAUCUGUAUCAUCAUCAUCAUCGUGUUCUUUGACUGAUCAUCCUAAUCAUCAUCAUAAUGGAUCGUCAACAAUAGUACCACCAACAACAACAGUUGAUGAACAAUUUGCCAUACCUGAUCGCAAUAAUAAUAUCAAAGGGUUAAUGGCUGCCAGUAAUCAUCGACCUAUGGUAAUCGUUGAUCAAACAACCAAAACAACACCUAUACCUGCCAUACGCAGACGACAGCAACAAACAUCGCAGCAGCAGCAGCUGUUGCAGCAACAACCUGCAAUAACCAAUAGAUUACGUCGUCAAUCGAUUGAAAAUGAUAAAAUAUCUAAUAUGACGCCCACCAAUACGCCUACCACAUCAUCACGUAUACCGACAACAAUUGCAGCAAUAAAAAAUCUAAGCAAUAAUAAUCGAUUAAAUGGACGAUUUAUACCUGCAACAACAAAUAAAUUAUCAUCAUCAUUAUUAACACCUGCACAUAAAACCAAAUCUACCUCUAUUUGUUCAUUGGUUUCUUCAGGUUCCAGUGGUGGUGGUUCUCGUAUUCCAACCCCUUCAUCAUCAUCAUCGCUGAGUAUGGAUCAUAGAAAAUUUCUAACAAAUUAUUCGACGAUGGCAACACCGCAGCAACAACAACAUUAUUCCAGUCAUAAUAUCUAUCUAGCUUGUUCGGGACAAACAACAACAGGUUCGGUUGAUCAAAAUGGAUCAUCAAAAUCCAAAUCAACAACAUUGCAGAACAAAAUUCAAAAUCGUCAUCAACAGCAACUGCAAUCAGCAACGCCAAUGCGACGUUAUAACGGUGGUGGUGGUGGUGGUGGUUAUAAUAAAUUAAAUAAAUCUACAUAUGAUUUAUCGGCUAGUCGUUCGAUGGUAAAUGAUCAUCAUUCACCGUCAUUAUUAUCAUCAAAUAAAGUGCCAAAUGGCCAUCAUCAUCAAUAUGAUGGUGGCCGUCAUCGCAAUAAUGGUAAUUCGUCAUCAAGUUUACCACGAACACGAUCGAUUGCAACGAUUGCAGCAACAUCGACUACGGCAACAGCUGCUGCAGCAUCAGCAGCAACAUUAUCGCAAUCAAAUUCAAAAAAACGUUCGAAUGAUGUUGAUCUAACUGCCGGAACGACAACGAAAAUGAUCAUCGGUAAAAAACAACCACAGCAACAUGGUGGAAGUAUAACUAGUCUUAAUUCAGCUGGAUCUACUGAAUGUGGAACUACUUCCAGUGGAUCAUCGAAUGGAUCAUUAAAUGAACAACAGCAGCAACAACAAUCAUCGAAAGCCAAUCAAAAGAUUCAGCAAUCAAAUGGAUUGCAGCAACCAAAUGUAUCGACAACAACGAAAUAUAUUGAUGCAACAAAAACUAUCACAAAACCUGGAUCAUCUGGAUCCGGAUCAUCAUUGGUACAAGUUUGCUCCUGGAUCGAACGUAAUCAUUAACACUUUCUCUCUGUUGACUUUGUACACACUUUUUUAACCCUUUUUACACCAAAAAAAACAAAACAAAAUUUUUUUUUGCUUUUCAAUUUUUUGUUUCAUCGGUUUUUUCUUCUUUAACGGGCAUUCGUUAUCUGAUUUUAUCUUU
Molecule: messenger RNA, 3362 nt
Organism: Dermatophagoides pteronyssinus (European house dust mite)
Lineage: Eukaryota; Metazoa; Arthropoda; Arachnida; Sarcoptiformes; Pyroglyphidae
Biological process (GO): microtubule bundle formation; actin crosslink formation; protein localization to microtubule plus-end
Cellular component (GO): stress fiber; actin filament; microtubule plus-end
Molecular function (GO): actin filament binding; microtubule binding; cytoskeletal adaptor activity
Source: RefSeq, a predicted model, not a curated record